Tupaia belangeri chinensis (Chinese tree shrew) is the source of this 3423-nucleotide messenger RNA. It is a transcript of the gene DCAF8, whose product is annotated as DDB1 and CUL4 associated factor 8. Gene Ontology annotation, cellular component: Cul4-RING E3 ubiquitin ligase complex; cytoplasm. The transcript is spliced from 14 exons. The record is from RefSeq and is a predicted model, not a curated record. Bases 811 to 2598 code for a protein of 595 amino acids. Gene Ontology annotation, molecular function: protein binding. NCBI's taxonomy places the organism in Eukaryota, Metazoa, Chordata, Mammalia, Scandentia, Tupaiidae.
UGUCUCGUUCUGGCUCGGCCUGCCCCCUCUCCGUGGCCGGUUCCCACUCAGGAUGGCCCUGACCUCGUCCCCCAGCUCGCAGCGCUCAGGUCUCCUUCCCCUGCUCCGAGCAACCGCCGGGAGGACUGGCUGUCCCUUCCUCAGAUCAGCCCUCGGGCUGCCCCCAGAAGCCAGACCCACAGUUCACAGGGACGUCUUGCUUUGUCGGGUGACCCAUUUGUGUGCUCCCGUUUGUCCCCUUAGGUCGGGGGUCGCGGCUCGCCCUGCGUCACCCCGGGGCCCCCGCGCCGUGCGCCCCUUCCCCCACUCCAAGUUCUCAGGCCCUGCACCUUGUGCGGAAGGCCAAGGUCCAGGAACCCGGGAGGCAGUUGUUGCUGUCCGGUCCUGUCCCCUUUGAAAUACAAUUCUCUUAGUUUACCUCCCCCCACCCCCGAAUCUUGUAGGACACCUUAGAACGGUCCCUUUUGGUCCCGGUGAGUUGGAAAGCAUCUGGUGGCUUGAAUUUCUGACUCAGGAUUGUUGCCGGAGUCUCUGUAAACAAACCGGCACUGGCGCUAUCACGUUCUCUCCGGGAUUUCCCCCUGCGCUGUGGCUUCUGGCCGAGAGCUUGUUUGCUUACGUUUUAGCGUUGAAAAGAUUCAGGUUUUCCUUUUAAAUGACUUUUACGUUGUAGCGGAGAUGGGAGAUUACCUGCCUGGCUUCUAAUCCUCGCUCCUUCAGUGAAUCUACAGACCUAUUUUCUCAGGAGCUCAGCCUGGCCUUACUUCAGUGAUAAAGAGGAAAGGCUGGCUACAGCAAGCAUCAUUCAAGAUGUCCAGUAAAGGGAGCGGCACAGAUGGCAAAACAGACUUAGCUAAUGGAAGUCUGUCUAGCAGUCCAGAGGAGAUGUCUGGCGCUGAGGAGGGGCGGGAGACAUCCUCAGGCAUUGAAGUAGAGGCCUCAGACCUGAGUUUGAGCUUGACUGGGGAUGAUGGUGGCCCCAAUCGCACCAGCACAGAAAGUCGAGGCACAGACACAGAGAGCUCAGGUGAAGAUAAGGACUCUGACAGCAUGGAGGACACUGGCCAUUACUCCAUCAAUGAAGAGAAUCGAGUCCGUGAUCACUCUGAGGAAGAGGAGGACGACGAAGAAGAUGAAGAUCAGCCUUGGCGCCGUGCACAGCGCAAGCGGGCCAACCGUGACCAGGACUCAUCAGAUGAUGAGCGGGCCCUGGAGGAUUGGGUGUCCUCAGAGACAUCAGCCCUACCCCGACCUCGCUGGCAAGCCCUCCCUGCCCUUCGAGAACGGGAGCUAGGUUCAAGUGCCCGCUUUGUAUAUGAGGCCUGUGGGGCAAGAGUCUUUGUACAGCGUUUCCGGCUACAGCAUGGACUUGAGGGCCAUACUGGUUGUGUCAAUACCCUGCACUUUAACCAGCGCGGCACCUGGCUGGCCAGUGGCAGCGAUGACCUGAAGGUGGUGGUAUGGGACUGGGUGCGGCGGCAGCCAGUAUUGGACUUUGAGAGUGGCCACAAAAGUAAUGUCUUCCAGGCCAAGUUUCUUCCAAACAGUGGUGAUUCCACCCUGGCCAUGUGUGCCCGGGAUGGGCAGGUUCGGGUAGCAGAGCUGUCUGCCACACAGUGCUGCAAGAACACAAAGCGUGUGGCCCAGCACAAGGGCGCCUCUCACAAGCUGGCUCUGGAACCAGACUCUCCGUGUACGUUCCUAUCUGCAGGUGAAGACGCAGUUGUCUUUACCAUUGACCUGAGACAAGACCGGCCAGCUUCGAAACUGGUGGUGACAAAAGAGAAAGAGAAGAAGGUUGGACUGUAUACGAUCUAUGUGAACCCUGCCAAUACCCACCAGUUUGCAGUGGGUGGAAGAGAUCAGUUUGUAAGAAUUUAUGACCAGAGAAAAAUUGAUGAGAAUGAGAACAAUGGAGUACUCAAGAAAUUCUGUCCUCAUCACCUGGUGAACAGUGAGUCCAAAGCAAACAUCACCUGUCUUGUGUACAGCCACGACGGCACAGAGCUCCUGGCCAGUUACAAUGAUGAAGACAUUUACCUUUUCAACUCCUCUCACAGUGAUGGGGCUCAGUAUGUUAAGAGAUAUAAGGGCCACAGAAAUAAUGCCACAGUAAAAGGCGUCAAUUUCUAUGGCCCCAAGAGUGAGUUUGUGGUGAGCGGUAGUGACUGCGGGCACAUCUUCCUCUGGGAGAAAUCAUCCUGCCAGAUUGUUCAGUUCAUGGAGGGGGACAAGGGAGGCGUGGUAAACUGUCUUGAGCCCCACCCUCACCUGCCAGUGCUGGCAACAAGUGGCCUAGACCAUGACGUGAAGAUCUGGGCACCCACGGCUGAAGCUUCCACUGAGCUGACAGGGUUAAAGGAAGUAAUUAAGAAGAACAAGCGGGAGCGGGAUGAGGACAGUUUGCAUCAGACUGACUUGUUUGACAGCCACAUGCUCUGGUUCCUCAUGCACCACCUGAGACAGAGACGCCAUCACCGGCGCUGGCGAGAACCUGGGGUUGGGGCCACAGAUGCGGACUCUGACGAGUCUCCCAGUUCCUCAGACACAUCGGACGAGGAGGAGGGCCCUGACCGGGUGCAGUGCAUGCCAUCCUGAGGCCUCGGACCUAGAGGGGCGGGUUGGGGCUGCCAUCCCGAUCCUGCCUGGGCAGCCUUUCCUGUCCAAGGCCCUUACAUCAGCAGAAACGCACUUUGGACUUUUUGCUUUAGAUAAAAGAGAGACAUCCCAGGAGGACAACCAGCAGAGAGAACCUAGGAGUAGCAGCUGAGCCCUGCAGUGGGUUCCAUGGACAGGCGUACAGGACUCAGCAAGAGUGGCGUCUCCCUGAAGCCUUUUUGGGGGGAGGGGGACCCUAUUUUGUUAACUGGUUUGGGGGUAGGAAAUGGGGUUUCUUUUUCUUUGAUUUCCCUUGUUUCUUGAGCUGGGGGGGUGGGGGGAACAACUGGCUAUCAGAACCAAGGGUCCAGAGUGGGGGUAGGAGUGCUACUCUCUCUUUGGUUUAGGUUUUUGACCUUCUUUUCCUUUGUUUAAAAAGCCUAUGACAGUUUCAUUGCCUUCCACCCCCAGCAACCCCAUUCUAGGAUCCUAUUUUUCUGGGAAGUCCUUUGAGCCCCUGACCAUACCACACUCCACUUCCUUUCCACCUCAUUCAUUCUCUGUACCUAUCACAGUUUUUGCACUUGAUUAUGUAUCUUUACUCUCUUCUCUUCAUCCCAUCACCCCCAAGUAGGUCUGGUGAGGGAGGCUGGGAAGAGGCAGGAGGAGGGAGGGGCAGAGGUGAAGGAAGCAUUGGAAGGAUGUUACCUCUUCUGUUAUUUUUUUUAAAAAAAAGUUGUUUGGUGGCAGCAAUCUCCCUGUCCCUAUCACUGUUAGAGGCCUAAUUUUAUAUCUAUAAAUAUAUUAAAAAGCAAGUCAAACUUG